Clonostachys rhizophaga is the source of this 759-nucleotide messenger RNA. The record is from the annotation of a GenBank genome assembly. NCBI's taxonomy places the organism in Eukaryota, Fungi, Ascomycota, Sordariomycetes, Hypocreales, Bionectriaceae.
AUGAGCGAGGUAGUGCAAGAGAGUGGCGGCUCCAAAAGACCAGGCGUCGCCUCAGCAUGUACAGUUUGUUACCAGAAGAAGCAAAUGCCGCGGGAAUAUGGUGGUCCCGCUGAAGAGGAUGUGCAAUUGAUACCCAUGAGUCUCGUUCAUAUUGGAGGGGCCCUCUACUUUUCCGCAAUCGAAGGUCGUAAUCAAGAGUCAAAACAAGCUUAUCCGGAAGGAGAUGGCGCAUCACCAUCAGACAUCGCUAUUCUGGAAGCAAGCAGCGCCUUUGAUUUCUCCUCGCGUGCCAUCAAAACUUUCCUCAUUGAUAGUUUCUUCAAGUACUGCUACCCUUGGCCCUUACUUGUCCAAGCGGUUCUUCUUGCCGGAAGUCGUGUCGUAUCAAUGGGGUCUGUAUCAAGUCAAGACCUUUACAUGAAAGCAAAGGCACUCUUUCACUCCAACCAAGAGAAGAAUCCAAUUAUCCUCAUUAUCGCAUGCCUCUUGCUUCAGUGGUGGAAUUCAGCUGGCCCAGAGCGGAUAUCACUGGAUAGCAGCGUGGUUUGGCAGCGAACCGGUGAUGGAAUAGCAACGUCAACCCGGAAGAAUAAUCCCUUUCGGCGCUGGCGAUGGUGGUCUCUGGCUGCCAGAUAUUUUCAAAUUUCAGCUGCACACGGCCGGCCUAAGGCAAUUCAAACAGAAGAGUCGACUGUACCUCCUCUAACUAUAGAGGAUUUUCGACAGGGUGAUCCACAUGCGUCUUUCUCAGUCAACUAG